AUUGCUGCCAACUUUUAAAGGGAUUUUACUAAAUAUUUCAUUUCAUCUGCUAGAAAGUGAUAAGUAAAAAUAAAAUGAUAAACAAUUAAGAACUCUCAUUCUCUGAAGAAUAGAAUCAAAUACAAUCUAAUCAUUUACAAUCAAGCAAUAUAUAAUAACAAUCAUCAGAAUUGGUAAAGCCUUAAACUUAAGAAAUAACAUAACCAUAAGAAGACCUUCCUAAUCCAUCUUCAUAAAUUUAAGAAGGUUCUUAAUGUUAAGAUAUCUCUUAAGAUUAAUAAAUUAGUACAUUGUCUCCAUACAUAAUAAAGUUAUCAGAUGCAAAAUAAUUAUAUAAAACUAUGGCAAUUAAAAAAGAUAAUGAAAAUGUAUUCAAUAAAAUAGCAUCUACAACAAUGGAUUGUUUACCAAUGAAACUAUUUCAUAUUGGAACUAGAAGUCAUUAAGGAAGUUUCAUUAAUGGAGAUUAAUGUGAAAGAAUAAUUGAAAUCAAAACUAUUGGUAAAAAUAUAAUAUUUUAAAAUGAUUCUUAUGAAUUAGCCAUAUUGGAAUGGAAACCAAGGUAUUCCAUUUAAUUUUAUUUAUAGAGCUGAUGGAGUUAAACCUAAUAAUUCAGGAGAGUUAUUAAAAUAGGUGCAGAACUUAUAUCCAGAUUUACUUUAAAAAUAUUAUGAUCAAAUGAGAAAGGAAUGA
Paramecium sonneborni is the source of this 693-nucleotide messenger RNA. Lineage: Eukaryota; Ciliophora; Oligohymenophorea; Peniculida; Parameciidae. The record is from the annotation of a GenBank genome assembly.